AUGUCAAAUAUCUAUUCUGAAGACAUUUUAAAUAAUCCUCAACAAGUUGGAUGGGUUGGUGCUGCAGUUAUGCCAAGCCCGGUUACCCGGCUUCCUUCAGAUCAAUGGACAGCAGAAUCUUAUAACAAACAUUUUUCUUCUAAAGUUAAUACACCUGCCACUGAUAUAUCAUUUUAUGAAUUACCACCACAAGAUGAUAUUAAGGUUGAAUUUGAGAAGCCUUCUUUGGUACAUGGGGCUAAGGAAGCUGUCGUUGGAAAGAUUAAAGAAACGAUCGGUAAACUAACGCGUAAAGAAUAUUUAAAAGAAUCCGGUAGAGAUCAAAAAAGAUGGGGAAAACGUGAAAUUAAAGCUGCUAAAAAGGAAGGCACCAUGAAUGAUAAUCGGAAUCAUACAAUUUAA
Molecule: messenger RNA, 402 nt
Organism: Cetraspora pellucida
Lineage: Eukaryota; Fungi; Glomeromycota; Glomeromycetes; Diversisporales; Gigasporaceae
Source: the annotation of a GenBank genome assembly